AUGCAUCCAGCUCUUAAUUAUCGACAAUCUCGAAGGUCAGCUUGCGAUAGAUGUCGCGGAUUCAAAUUACGCUGUGAACGUGAUCAUGUGAAUGGCAGAUCAUGCGAAAGAUGUCUCAAAGCUCAGGUCGUGUGUACGACAAGUGUCAACCACCCUUCUUCAAACUAUUUAUCUUCAAAAAGCGGUCAUUGCUCUUACCCAGAGGGCCCAGAUCCAAGGUUCAUGGGCUCCGAGCGACAUUCUAUUCCUAUUCUGCACAAAUCUUUCAACUCGAAAGUGAAAAAGCCUGCUUCAUCCGGAAGCUUCCAUAAGUCUGACCACCCGAAAUACGACAGCUGGGCAUAUUCAGAGAGCUUUUUACCUUGGAAUACUGAGAUUCUACCCCCUUUUACAGGGGAUAUGGGAUUUCAGGCCGCUGCCUACCCUUCUACGCCAUUUCAACUCGAUCAUUGGAAUGAGCAGCAGCUAUCCUGGGCUACCGGCGUUUAUCCUAUGCCUCCAGUCGACGACAUCUUUUUCGAGCCUGACUGUCGCAUGGAUCAUCAGCCUUUGGCGUCCCAUACACUCGUAAUGGACCCUUCCUUCAAUUUUGAAGAUGAAUCUCACAUCAGUGCUACGUCGUCUAUGCCAUCGGAUCCCCCAGCACUCUUGAACACGGGGCCCCCAUCCCUCGUGGACAGUCAUUGGGAUGUUCCGUGGGACAGAAUCUCCUCCGUCGCUGAGAAUGAGAAGCAAGGGUCUUCUGGCACAAUUGAAUUGACCUCAACAAACAAUUACGACUUGCGCAAAAGGCUCCUCAAGCUCAACUUGGAGAUGAUCGAUGAUCUCGAGCUAUUGGAGUCUGGGUCUGAUAUCUCGCAGCCCUCAGCCUUUCUUGGCGAUAUCAUGAACUCGCCGGGGGGAAAGCUCGAGAUCCCCAUCUUUCGCAUGCUCGACCAUUCUACAAAAUUCUUAGAGAUCCUUCAAUCUGGGAUUGGCGCAUCGGAAGACUCCUUAAAUCUCAUUCCAAGUAUUGAGUUUUCAAACGCAGAACCAAAUAUGUUUGAGGAUGCGAGGGCGUUCCCACAAGGCGUGGAGAAAAGAAUUGAAUCUACAUCAUCGUCUCAUGAUUCAUGCCAACGCACGAUCAAGCCACCCUCAUCAGAUCAAACGACAAAUUCAUCACCGCCAGAAUAUGAUGUAUCCACUUCCAUGGGAAUGCUUACAGCUUACUGCCAUCUUAUUCGCGUAUAUCGUGCUAUAUUUAGCCAGCUCUAUCAACUCUUUCUUCUCGUUCCACCCGCCGACGCUGCUGCAUUCCUUCUGCUGCCAAGCUCUCAGCACGGUCAAUUCCAAAUGGAGAGAAGCCUCACAGUAGAAGUUCAAGUCUGGAUUGACAUGAGCACUAAUAUGUUGGCAAAAAUUGAACGGGCUCUGGGAAUGCCUUGCAGUGACGUGGAUGGAUGUACGGGUCCUGUUGCGUCUGUUUUAGCAAAUGGCCCCUUGAGUUCCGUGCGAGACCAUAUUAUGACCCAAGAACAAAUCGAGGGUGGGAUCCCUUUGAAAGAGACAAUGAGUUGUUUGCGAAAACUUGUGAAUGAUUCAGUCUGUGUAUGA
Molecule: messenger RNA, 1596 nt
Organism: Penicillium longicatenatum
Lineage: Eukaryota; Fungi; Ascomycota; Eurotiomycetes; Eurotiales; Aspergillaceae
Product: Zn(II)2Cys6 transcription factor domain-containing protein
Exons: 2
Coding region: 1-1596 (531 amino acids)
Biological process (GO): regulation of DNA-templated transcription
Molecular function (GO): zinc ion binding; DNA-binding transcription factor activity, RNA polymerase II-specific
Source: RefSeq, a predicted model, not a curated record